GGCGCAGGCCGCAUUUAUCGGUGGGGGUAGUCGGCCACGGCCUCGGAGGAGGGAGAGGUACGUCAAGCGUGAGGGGUGCCUCGGAGCUGGGCCGCAGAUGGCCCCGCGCCCGCGGCGGCGAUGGGCCGCCGCGGCGGCGGCCUCGCUCCUGGGCGCCGAGCGGGCGCUACCCGACGUGCUGUGGUACAAACCGUACUACUCGACCACAGGUUUGACCACAACGGCCAGCGGCGUUACCACGCUCUGGUUCCGGACGGGUACCCGCGGAGCGCGCCGUACCCCGCAAUCGUCAUGUUCCAUGGGAACGGCGGCGACGCUUCGUCCUUCACGUGCGAGACGAACAUGACGCAGAGGGCCAGGGAGGCUGGCUACGUGCUGGUGUAUGUAGACGGCGCGCCCGCGGCGAACUCCACCCUGCGGAGCCGGGCGCGGUCGUGGAACGCUGGCACGUGCUGCGACGAGGCGCUGCUGCGCGGAAUUGACGACGUCGCGUACACCGCGGAGGUGCUGCGCACGCUCCCAGAGUCGCUGGCGGUGGACGCGGCGCGCAUCUUCUUGGCUGGGGUGUCGAACGGCGCAUCCAGGGGCCGUGGCCGGCGCGGCGGCCGCUUCCGGGCUCCGUUGGCCUCGGCGAUACACAGGAUGGUGGCUCCCUGGGGCCCGGCCACGGCGCGCGUGGUGCUCCGGGCCGGGUGCGAGCUCCCGUCCCUGGUGGCCGGGCUCGCGGUGGUGGACGGCUCGCUGGAGACGAGGGACGGGCGAUCCUGCGGAGCGGCGUGCCAGCCACGGACCCCGGCGACGCCGGCUACCUGGCGUGCGCGUGGGGGCAGGACGCCCCGGGGUGCAGCCCGCUGGAGUGGGACAGCGAGUUGCCCGAGGUCUACUCCUGCGCGGCGGUGCGCGCCCGGCAGCUGCCCGUCGCCCUCUUCUUUGGGAGGCUCGACCCGGCGUGCAACGUCAGCGGCCAGGUGUUCGUCCCGACGAAUUCCUCUGGGUACUUCGAGACGUACAGUCCCAUGAGCUAUGUCUACGAGUACUUCCGGAGGGCGUACGGUUGCAGCGAGGACAGCAAAGUCUUGACUUUCAGGAACGGCACUGCUGGCAACGCCACGGAGUGCUAUUCCUGGACGGGCUGCACCAACGUGACGUACUGUGUGUCGGAUGCCGGGCAUCGGUGGUACGGGGACGUCUACGACGUCGUUGCGGUCUGCACUUGGGAGGGGUACAGUGCCAGCGAGUGCGCGUUCAGUUCCGAUUUGGCGUCCUACGGGCCGCAGACAGACAGCAUCUCCACCACGGGUCAGAUCAUCUCGUUCUUCGACACCAUUCUGCAGGAGGCCCCAUGGGGUUGGGCGAUGUGGGCGGCCCACUCAGAAGGCGCCAAUCUCUUGCGAGAAAUCCCCCUUCCCUUCUUGAGCCGCUUCGGCGUCCUGCAGAAUCACGCGCAAGUGGGUGGUAGAGCUACCAUAGGGACGCUGCAUUCACUGAAGCCCCACCGGCCUGCGAGCCGCAGCCCCUGGCCCAGGCCGGAGGAAAACACGCCUCUGAUGGCCGCGCCGGGCCGCUUUUGCGGGAAGGCGGCGGCGCUGCAGCGCAGAGCAUCGGGGGACGUUUGGAGACCUGGCAUCCCCCGCCCCAACACCCCGUGGCACGCCGCCAGCAUACGUCGCGGGGGAUCCGCAGACGGCCCGGUCUGGUUGUGAUUGCCAGGCAGUCCGAUUUGGGACGGGGCUUGCCCGUCUCUUCUUGCACGUCCUCCUCCACCGCCUCCACCUCGUCCACCUCCACAUGUUCCCCCUUAUCCUCCGCCU
This is a messenger RNA of Prorocentrum cordatum, 1811 nucleotides long. The record is from the annotation of a GenBank genome assembly. NCBI's taxonomy places the organism in Eukaryota, Dinophyceae, Prorocentrales, Prorocentraceae.